Colossoma macropomum (tambaqui) is the source of this 6055-nucleotide messenger RNA. It is a transcript of the gene gab1, whose product is annotated as GRB2-associated binding protein 1. The record is from RefSeq and is a predicted model, not a curated record. Bases 2263 to 4299 code for a protein of 678 amino acids. The transcript is spliced from 12 exons. Lineage: Eukaryota; Metazoa; Chordata; Actinopteri; Characiformes; Serrasalmidae.
ACCGCAUCUGAGCUCCAGUGCAAAGACAUGGAAAGUGGAAAGUGAAGAUGUUUGUCAGGCCAGUAUGAGUCCAUAUUCAUCGAGGCACUCCUCUAGCUACUCAUGUGUGACCUAGCACACCGCUGCUUGGCAACAUCGGGAUCACGCACACAACACAGCUUUCUUCCACAUUGUGUGUGUGUGUGUGUUUGGAAUUACAUUAGGACAGAUAUAGUAUUCAGUCCAGAAGAUGUUCUUUUAUUUACAUUUGAGACCACCUCUUUUCAUUACUACUAUUUACACCCAUGAAUUAUGAUGGCUAUAUUAUAGCUCAUAGAAAUGGUAUGUACAAGCCUUGUUGCUGAGUACCUGAAGAAGAGAGUUGAUUAGAGAUUCUUUUUCAGAUCCCCCCCCUUUCACACCAUAUGAGAUCCUUGGUGUUCUCCUCCUGUUCCAAGGAUUUAUAGAAAUUAAGCAGAACAUCACUGUGCAUGUUUUAAAAUGUUCAACUGUGCAUUUUAUUGUAGUGACCAUUGUGGAGUUCGAAAGGUACUGAAAAUGGAGGAGUUUGUAGGUAAUAAAAUAGGGCAUGAAACAAAUCUUCGUACAGGAUGGCUGCUGCUCCGGGGCAAGCCUUGAUAUUACCAAGAAAGUAGGUAAAGGAAAGUGUUUGAAUUCUUUAUGCAGGCAAAGUUCUUUCCACAUUCUAAGGCUUUUUUUUUAAAUGUGUUCAGCAUUUUACUGUCUGCAUAGAAAAACACUAUUGUUUGGCAUAGUUGAAUAUUGUAUAUAAAAGCCUACAGUUGUGCUCAGUUCAGUACUGUCGUUAGUGAUUGUAGUGAUGCAGUAAUUUUGAAUUAUUUUUGAGUAAUUUUUGAAUUAUUAGUUCAGUUUUAGUGAUUGCAGCCUCUGAUGUAGUGUCACACUCGCCUACUAGUUUCAGUAACAGUUGCUGUGGAUUCAAGAAGGAAACUCCUUCAUGCAGCCAUGCACACAGCAGUUUCAUUUAAUGAAGGUACAGCCUGGCUUAUGUAAUGUCAGUGUAGAACGAGGCUGCCAGAAAUCACCAUGUUACGAAUACCUUAGAUCGCUUAUUUAUAAUUCAGAUGCUUUUGGGAAACUGGUCCCGGUCAGUGCUGGUAAGAGGAAAUCUGGAGAGGAAAAUGUUCUAAGAAUGUUUUGCUGGAAUGAAGAGCUAUCAUACACACUACCUCCCUUCUCCCAAACCCCACCACCACCACCAGUCUUGGGAUUUAGAGCGCUGAGAUGAAAAUACUUCAGAUUGUUGUGGUUGCGAUAAGUCAUGGGGUUUGUUUUUCUGGAAUGAUAACAAAACUCCAGAUGCUUUGCAUGUAAGUGAAAUAAAGGACUUGUUUUGUGUUCACAGUACAACACUCCAGGAAACAAACUUCCUGGAAGUGUGUGUCUGCAUGUGUGCGUGUGCGUGCGCGUGCAUACAUGUGUGUGCGUGUGUUUGCUUGCACAUACGUAUGUACAUGUGAGUGUCCAUGGUCACACACAGGUGUUUUGUGCCUUUAUUUCAUGCCAUUGUUAUGAUGUGUGUUUGUGUGUCUGCACUGAGUGCACUUGGGUGUUAUUGUUCUUUGUGUGUUUAUUUUAAAAGGCCUUUUGUAAAGACAUAAUGUCCCCUGAGUGAUAGGAAAACAUGACCUGUUUUUGUAAAAGUGAGGACAUUUGACUGAACCUCACAAGAACAGCUGCUCUUUUUUCCACAAAUGCAGCUUUUUUGCUUUUUUUUGUUUCUGAGGAUAAGGUCAGGGUUAGGUUAGUGUUAGUCAGUAUUACGUGAGUCAGUAGUAUUACCAACGUGUAUGUGUGCCCCCUUCCUCCCCCCCAAGUUUACUGGUCCUGGCGGUGAAGCUGCUUCUGGGAGGACCUGAUUACUACACACAGGAAGAAAAAGGAGGGAGAGGCUUCACCUCAGUUCUAUGUAACAACACUGCAGCCUUUGAUAAAGCUUCUCUCACCCUCAGUGCAGCAGACAUCACUCUUAACUCUGGCUUAACUUCUGCUGGAUGCUGAAAGGCAUGGAAGAAGCGGUGGUUUGUUCUGCGCAGCGGGAGGCUGACAGGAGAUCCGGACGUGCUGGAGUACUACAAGAAUGACCACGUGAAGAAGCCCAUCCGAGUGAUUGACCUGAACCUGUGCGAGCAGGUGGACGCCGGGCUCACCUUCAACAAGAAGGAGCUGGAGCACAGCUUCAUCUUCGACAUCAAGACCAUCGACCGAGUCUUCUACCUGGUGGCUGACACCGAGGAGGAGAUGAACAAGUGGGUUCGCUGCAUCUGCGACAUCUGUGGCUUCAAUCCCACCGACACAGACGACUCGGCAAAGGCGUCUCACCAGGCUGCUGUGAGUGCGGGUCUGGUGGUGGAUGUGCCCCCUCACGCUGGGAUGGUGGGGCCCUCAGUGCUGGCCAGUGUGCCUCCUCCGUACCAGCCUGUCAGUGUCAGACAUCUGGAAUCUUCCUCCAGCCUCGAUGACACCCAGGACUACCUGCUGCUGCUUCACUGCGAGAGCAAGAAACCAGAGGCCAGCAGUCCUGUGGCACUCUCUCAGAGGGGAGUGGAGCAGGAAUACCUGCUCUUGGAGGAAUGUGAAAGCAAGAGUGCUCCUCCUGACAGUCUGGCCCAUGGUGAGUGCUCAAAGUCUACCUCCUCCGAGCCCGACUGCAAUGACAACCUCCCAUCCCACCGCACACCCACCUCCUCCACGGGCAAGCAUUCUUCGGUUAACGGCUUCUUCUCUUCCCAGCAUGUUGGACUGUAUGACUCCCCUCCCUCGCGGGGGGCCAGUCUAUCUGCUGAUGCUCAGGGCCUGUACCACCUGCCCCGUAGCUACUCACAGGACACUGUGCUUCUGCCCAAGUCUGCAUCUUCACCCCCUGUACCUGACACGGAUCCGGGUGAGCUCUAUGUUUUUAACACGCCCGCCCGAAAGCCCUCCUUUGAAGCCCAGCUCAGGAACCUGUCCGUCAGCUACGAUAUCCCGCCCACACCUGGCAGCAACUGCACCUAUCAGGUACCUCGCACGGCAGGGGCAGAAGCUGUUGUCACGGCUUCAGACGUGGUGCCUCCUCCUCGCCCGCCUAAGCCCUCGCUGGGUGCAGCAGCAAUACCACCUGAUCGGUCGCCCACAGAUACGUACUGUGUGCCGAGGUCAGUGUCAGAGACGGACACUAACUACUGUGUGCCUUCUGGGGCAGGAGGGAACAAAGCUCUGAGGAGCAACACCAUCGGCACUGUGGAUUCUUCUCGCCUCCGAAAAGAUUAUGGAUCCUCUCAAGACUGCUAUGAUAUACCCAGAUCUUUCCCUUCAGACAGAAACUGCUCCUUUGAGUUCAAUGAAAAUUUCAACAACUAUUUUAAAAAUAAAGGUAUGCUACCUGUGGGGAGCGCCUCAACAGAGGACAUGGAUGAGAACUAUGUUCCUAUGAGUGCCAAUUCCCCAUCACACCACCGUUCAGGCAGCCUGUCCGAGCCAAUUCAGGAGCCCAACUAUGUGCCCAUGACUCCAGGCACAGUAGAGUUCCCCUCCCUUGGAAAGCAGGUGCCCCCACCUGCCCACAUGGGCUUUCGCUCAAGUCCCAAAACCCCCCCACGCAGACCUAUGCUCAUCACUGACUGCCAACCACCCCCAGUCGACCGUAACCUCAAACCCGAUCGCAAAGGUCAGAGUCCUAAAAUAAUCAGAGCUAAUCGGGCUGUCGGUCUUGAGCGAACCGACUCUCAAACCGUAGGUGAAUUCCGAGGACGUCGUAAGGCCAAACCAGCCCCUUUGGACAUCAAACCACUUCCUGAGUGUGAGGAGUUUAUUACACCAGUCCGUUCACCCGUCACCAGGUCCUUCACCAGGGAAAGCAGUAGUGUAAAGGUUGUCAUGGUGCUCAGCCCCUCCAGGUUCCCCAUGCCUCCCAGGCCGCCGUCGGUGCAUAGCACUGGCUCCAGCACCGACUCCGAGGACUGUGAUGAGAAUUAUGUCCCCAUGCAGGACACUAAGAAAUCUACAGAUGAACCAAAGCUGGGACCGCCCAUGAAUGCAGAUGGUGGUGGCAGUCCCAUGGUAAAGCCCAAAGGAGACAAGCAGGUGGAGUAUCUGGACUUGGACCUGGACCCUGGCAAAUCCACUCCUCCUCGUAAGAAGAAAAGCAACGGGGCUGGCGUGGCAGUGUCUGACGAGCGGGUGGACUAUGUAGUGGUGGACCAGCAGCGCACUCAGGCUCUGAAGAGCACCAGAGAGGCCUGGAGCGAUGGCCGCCAGUCCACUGAAAAUGACACUCCUUCCAAAGGGCCCAAGUGACCCAUUCGCACCCCGUUCCCUCUCCCUUGUCCUCCGGGAUCUGCACCAGGCUUGGGAUCGGAGUGCCCCAUGUGGAAGUGUGGAUACCACACCUCCAUCUCUUCCUUCAGCCCAGACCCCUAUGUUUGAUCUGGAUUAUACUGUGAGAGAGACCCCGGUUCAUCGGCUGGUUUACACUGCCACCUGGCUGAGGGAAAGGCAACUGCAUGGAGGAGAGUUGUCUUUGAAAGUGCCGUGUAUAAGCUGAGAGACGAUUACAGUUGGACAUAUUGUGCUGUGUCAGGGCUGAAGGAACUUCUAAACCUCGCUGGUUGAGAGCCCUGUGAAAACUAUGCUAACAUAGCAGCGAGAGACUUUCAUUUGUAUCAAGUGGACACUCGCUGCCUCCCCUAGUCAUUAGGAUUUUCCCCCCCUUUUUGGUAUUAAUUUUCAACCUGAGUUUUGUCACCACUCUUGUGUUCAUAUUGGGUCAUGGAGUGAUAUGUUAACUGGUUGUUUGACUGACAUCGCUGGGUUUACCACCUAACAACUCACACUUCUUUACACAUUUACAUAUUAGAUUUUGCAGAACUGCCAUGAUAGGGUCCUGAGAAUGCUCUGUAUCAGCAGGAUGCAUUCUGUUUUGUUAAUUUCCAAGAUAAUCUGAAACUUUGGUACAUCCUGGUUUCUUUUUUUAUUUCUGGUCUUAUGGUGGUUAUCACAUGUAAACCACUAGCGCAAUCACAAGGUUUCGAGUGAAACGGAGAGAGAAUUUUACCAAGAAUUUUAGCAAGUAAGAAUGCAAAACUCUGUAUAGUGUUAUGUAUAUUAAAGAAAGUGUCCUUUGUAUUGAAUAUCUGAGAUGUAAAGGCUUUGGUGUGACCUCUGCAGGAUGGAAGUCUGCACCCUCAGAGUAUCAGGAACUACGAAAUGAUCUAAGUGAUGAAAUCAGGAACUGUGAUAGCUAUUAAGAGUCAGUGAAGGCUCACUGUUUUUAUUUUUUUGUUUUUUCUUCAAUGCAAGGUAUCAAAACAAGACAAGUGCAGACGUCAGGUACUCACUGAAAUGAUUAACACAGCAGUUGCUUUGUAAUUUAUUUCUUUUUUUUCCUUCACCUACACACCAUGAAAUUUGGUCUUGCGAUUCAUGUUCUCAAUAGGGUUUUAACAGCUCAAGAUAAGUUAGGAUAAAUGUUUUCAGCUUUUUCGCUGUAUAUGAUGCCUUCUUGGAAGAAAAAAAGAAAAGAAAAGCCAGUCAGGUAGUUUUCAGGAGUUGUACAUUGAUUCUUCAUUCCUUUUGUGACUGGUCUUUUGAUAUAUUUUAUUGCCACUUUGAUAAUGAUAAUUUAUUUCAGAUGGACGUUUCAUAGUUUCUGGAGAUUAACUGCCUUAUCAUUACAACUUUUACUAUUUGAACGUUGUACAUAUGAUCAGCUGUGUAAUUGUAGCUAAAGUUAGAGACUAUAUAGACUUUCACUGCGUGCGUAAGAAAAAGCUUCACUAACUACCAACUUCUUAAGCCAAGGAGACACACAGACGUGUGUUGCAGCACCGUCAGUGGCUUUCGCUGUAUAGACCUGCACAAACUUUGAAGCCUGUUCUCUUUAUUCAGAUCUCUAAUUAUGCUCUCUCCUUUCUGUUUAGCCUUUUUCUUUACAAGAGCAUUCUGCAGCAAAGUAAACCUCAGAUUUUCGUGAUGCUUUAUAUCUUUUUUUAAUGAAUCAGAAAGAAAUGUACAUUUUAAAAUAAACUCAAUAAAAAAACUGACAUGCAUCUUA